AUGUCCCAGCCAAGCCGGCACCACCACCACCACCACCCCCACCUCCCGCCGCUCGCCGUCGCCGUGGCCGUCGCGGCCGCGCUGUCCCUGCUCCCCCCGCCGUCCGCCGCCGACCCGUACGACGAGGUGUGCCUGACGAGCCUCCAGCAGUCCCUCUCCCUGCGCAACUGGACGAAAUCCUCCUUCGCCGCCCCCUGCGACGGCUUCAUCUCCAAGCUGCAGGGCGUGACCUGCAACAACGGGCGCGUCUACAAGCUCGCCCUGCCGGGCCUCUCCCUGGCGGGCGCCAUCCCGGCGGAGCUCUCCAACUGCACCAACCUCCAGUCGCUGGACCUCUCCUCCAACGCGCUGUCGGGCGCCAUCCCGCCGGAGCUCUCCAAGCUGCUCAACCUGGCCGUGCUCAACCUCUCCGCCAACGCGCUGUCGGGCGCCAUCCCGCGGGAGCUCGCCGGCUGCGCCUACCUCAACGUCAUAGAUCUCCACGCCAACCAGCUCUCCGGCCCCAUCCCGGACGAGCUGGGCCUCCUGGUGCGGCUCUCCGCCUUCGACGUCUCUUACAACCGCCUCUCCGGCCCCGUCCCGGUCCUCCUCGCCAACCGCAGCGCCGGCACUGGGGCGGCGGCCGCGGGCGGGACGGCGGCCAGGUUCAACGCCAGCUCGUUCGCCGGGAACAAGGACCUGUACGGGUUCCCGCUGCCGCCUCAGCGCGGCCACGGGCUGUCCGUGCUCACCAUCGUCGGCAUCGGCCUCGGCAGCGGCCUGCUCAGCCUCGUGCUCAGCUUCUCCGCCGUCUGCAUCUGGCUCCGCUCCACCGACCGCACCGCCACCGCGCCCGGCGAGGAGGGCAAGAUCUCGCACACCAUGCCCGCCUACUGAAGCUGAACUCGCCGACCAAAUCAUGCUGAAUUGCUGACGCCUCUGGGUGGUACUGUCGCGGAUGGAACUAACUCCUUGCACUCAUGAUUGAUUUG
Lolium rigidum is the source of this 971-nucleotide messenger RNA. RefSeq names its product receptor-like protein 44. The transcript has a single exon. Lineage: Eukaryota; Viridiplantae; Streptophyta; Magnoliopsida; Poales; Poaceae. Gene Ontology annotation, molecular function: protein binding. Bases 1 to 876 code for a protein of 291 amino acids. The record is from RefSeq and is a predicted model, not a curated record. Gene Ontology annotation, cellular component: plasma membrane.